CAUAUUUUAAAGUCUGCAAAAACAUACACAUUUGCACGAAUUGCAGCAGCGGCGUAGCGGUUUUCUUGAUUGAUUGAUUGCAUUCACCUCUUGGUACUCAAAUGUCCAUGGAAAACAAAUCAACAGUCUCAGCGCUGCAAGAGUUUUGUGCUCAAGCCAAGACUGGCAAUCCCGUGUACGAUUACAUUGACGGCGAAGAGGGUGGCUAUAUUUGUAAAGUGGUGUUAAUGGACAUCGAGGCUUACGGAAAUGGGCGAUCCAAACGUGAUGCCAAACAUUUGGCCGCCGGCAACAUAAUGCGUAAACUUCGCAAGCUGGGAAACUUUAGCAACCUGGGACCAGCUACAGAUGAGAACAAUGAUGCGGCCAACGAAAGUUUGAUAAAUGAGCUGACAAACAUGAAUCGCGACAUGUUAAAGGAGCUGCGAGAUUAUUGCGUGCGUCACGAUAUGCCAUUGCCAACCAUUGAGAUAGUCCAACAGAGCGGUACACCAAAUGCUCCCGAAUUCGUGGCCUGCUGUUCGGUGGCAUCCAUCAAGCGUUACGGCAAAUCUGAUAAAAAGAAGGAUGCACGCCAGCGUGCUGCAAUUGAGAUGCUGACCAUUAUAUCGAGAGAAACGGAUCUCUUGAAUCCCGAUAGUCAGCUGGUCAGCACAAAGCCACAAAACUCGUCUGAUCUGGACUCCAAUUUCGAGGAUGUGGAGACAGAGCGACGUCGCAAGUUUAAAACAUAUCGUGAACUAACUGACGCUGGCGGCGAUGAGAAUCAAUCCACUAGAUUGUGUGAUCGUCACAACUAUUUUAAAAGCUACUAUCCACAUUUGAAGGAAGCUGCCUUUAAAGAGCUGGCAUCCAAUGAUUUCGAUUCCACUAAGGACAAGGCAAUGGCAGUACUCAGCGCCCUAAAGUUGACACCAAAAACUACUAUACUGGACACCACUUCCAUGGAGCCUUUAUUGUUCAUCGAACUGAACUGCGAUUUGGAUUGUGUGUUCAUGAAUUUAGAGAGCAAGAUCUAUGAUCAAAUGAUUAAAUACUUUGGAAACAUGCUGGUUUAGACUUAAUGAUCUCUUUUUAUAUAACAUUAGUAUAUUUGAACUAAUACUUAAAAACUAUUAUAUACAUACACAAGAUGCACUCUUGCACCUCGUACACCUCUGAAUUAAUGUACAUAAUAUAUAUAACUUUCUCUUAAUUAAAAUAAACAUUUGUUUAAUAAAAAUA
Messenger RNA from Drosophila innubila, 1224 nucleotides. It is a transcript of the gene r2d2, whose product is annotated as double-stranded RNA-binding protein Staufen homolog. Bases 102 to 1058 code for a protein of 318 amino acids. The record is from RefSeq and is a predicted model, not a curated record. NCBI's taxonomy places the organism in Eukaryota, Metazoa, Arthropoda, Insecta, Diptera, Drosophilidae. The transcript is spliced from 2 exons.